AUGCUGGGCGUGAUGAACAUCAUCACCGGGAACUUUGUCUCGGCUGCCAUGGAGCGAUCCCAGUCCGUGAAGGACGUAGACAAUGUCUUCCAAGCACGGCGUCUCUUCAAAAGUCUCGACAUCGAUGACAGCGGUGCUAUUACGAUCGACGAGAUCCGGCGGCAUUUGGAGUCCAAGCCCGUGCAGCAGUUUUUCAGGACCAUCGACGUGGACUCCUCUGAGGCAGAGGUGUUGUUUGAGAUCCUGGACUUGAGCGGGGACGGCUCCAUCGACAAAGAGGAGCGACUCUUUUUCAUGCGCAACAUGGAUUUUGAGUUCAUCAGCGGCUGCCUGCGGUUACAAGGUGCAGCCAGGGCUGUCGACCUGCUACUCAUGACCAAGGACACCCGCAGAGGCCGGGUGACGGAUGGCUUGAGAGGGAGUUGA
Molecule: messenger RNA, 426 nt
Organism: Effrenium voratum
Lineage: Eukaryota; Dinophyceae; Suessiales; Symbiodiniaceae
Source: the annotation of a GenBank genome assembly